Capsicum annuum is the source of this 2789-nucleotide messenger RNA. Its product is annotated as P-loop NTPase domain-containing protein LPA1 homolog 2. The record is from RefSeq and is a predicted model, not a curated record. The transcript has 8 exons. Bases 312 to 2516 code for a protein of 734 amino acids. NCBI's taxonomy places the organism in Eukaryota, Viridiplantae, Streptophyta, Magnoliopsida, Solanales, Solanaceae.
AAUUACUAUAAAUAGACAAGCAGGGACCCACUCUUUCUGUUCCUUCCCACGUGAUAUUCGACCCGACCCGACCCAAACCCAGACCCAUGUGGUUUCUAUUUUCAUUCUUUUUUUUACUAUAAAUAUGAAUUCGUGUAUACAAGUAUGUAUAUUUAUUUGAUGCAGAAUGUGUUAAUGGCGAGAUCGCGUUGGAAAUACCUUUCUUCUUCUCCUUUUCCUUCAUCAUUCUCCGCCUCCUAACCCUAAACCGCGGCCGCCGUCAUCAUCAGACGGAACCGACAUUGAAUACACCGAAUUAAUCAACCAGGGAAAUGGCUACAGAGGUGACAAAACUGUUGUAUAUAGUGGUAGUAGAUGAUGAUGAUGAUAAGGAGGAGAAGAAGAGAGAGCAAGGGAAAGACUCUUUCAGAUAUACACGUUCUGUUCUGCAAAGUACUCUUCAACUUAUGGGAUGUAAACCUCGACAUGCCUUUAAGAUAAGCAGAACAGUUUUUGACAAGAUGAGAAGUGAAUGCAUGGGCGCUAAGUUGGUUUCAGCAGAUAGAGCACAAUUGGGACAGAAUAACUCUAAAGGACUUCAUCCUAAAGAGUCCAGAACCGUUAUCGAUGCAUUUUUGGAUAAAGGGAACAAUCAAAGCGAGAGCAUACCAUUUGAGUUGUACAAAAGGCGCACGACGGUGAUUGUCAGGAGAGGAACUUUCCUGGAUGUUGUUUGCGAUGCUUUAACCGAAUACAAGUAUAUGGGGCCCAACCAGAGGGCUGACUUAAUUUUAGCUUGCAGGAUUCGAGAAAGAAAAGAAUCUGUAAUUGUGCUAUUGUGUGGUACUAGCGGCUGUGGCAAAUCUACCUUGUCUGCUUUGCUGGGAAGCAGGUUGGGUAUAACGACUGUGGUGUCCACCGACUCCAUUCGACAUAUGAUGAGGAGUUUUGUAGAUGAAAAGCAAAACCCUUUACUUUGGGCUUCAACAUACCAUGCUGGGGAACAUUUGGAUGCAGUAGCUGUUUCCGAAGCAAAAUCGAAGAAAAGGGCGAAGAAGUUAGCUGGAAUUUCAACCCCACCAAUACAAAAAGAAGGUGUAAAAUCUCCACUUGCGGGGAUUUCAAAUGCUGUUGAGUUGAUUAGUGCCAGAGAAAUGGCAGUUGAAGGAUUUAAGGCACAGAGUGAGAUGGUAAUUGAUAGUCUUGAUAGGCUAAUCACUGCAUGGGAAAACCGGAAUGAAUCAGUCGUUGUGGAGGGUGUUCAUUUGAGCCUUAAUUUUGUGAUGGGACUAAUGAAGAAGCACCCGUCAGUCAUACCUUUUAUGGUUUACAUUGCAAAUGAGGAAAAACAUUUAGAAAGGUUUGCAGUACGUGCGAAGUACAUGACUCUUGAUCCUGCUAAAAACAAGUAUGUCAAAUAUAUUCGGAACAUCCGGACAAUACAAGAAUAUCUCUGCAAUCGAGCUGACAAGCAUUUGGUGCCAAAGAUUAACAACACAAAUGUUGAUAAAAGUGUGGCUGCCAUUCAUGCCACUGUCUUCGGCUGCUUACGGAGGCGUGAGGCAGGAGAGCAACUGUAUGAUCCAAUCACAAAUACAGUUGCCGUCAUUGAUGAGGAAUACAGAAGCCAGUGUACUGCCAAUUGUGUGAGCUCUAAGGGGAUGUUUCAACUGAUUCAAAGAAAAGGUUCUUCUAGGCACUUGAUGGCUCUUCUGAAUAACGAUGGAUCAGUAGCAAAAGCUUGGCCAGUUUACACCUUGGGCAAUGAUGGCAAGCCUAUUGUGGAUCAUUCUGUUGCGAGUGGAAUAGGGACCCCUAUGUAUGGACCACUGCAGAUUGGCAAGGCGGAACCUAUUAAUCUGCAAUUUGGCCAUUUCGGGAUCAGUGCGUGGCCGAGUGAUGUUGGUGGUACCAGUCAUGCUAGCAGUGUUGAUGACUCGAGAGGUGAGCUAACAGACAAUGGCAGCAGGUACUAUUCCUCUUGCUGCAGCUCACCAAGGUUGCCUGAAGGACAUGCAAAGGAGCUCAAAGAAGAACAAUCAGUGCAUGGUAGCGAUGAUGAAGUGGUUGAUGAAUCACUUGAAAGAGACAGUGACGAGGAUCUUACUGAUGAUGGUCCCAAACUAGUUGAUGAGGAGGAGGAAGGCUCAGUGGAUGAGGAAUCUACGAAAUCAGAUGAGGAGUAUGAUGAUCUUGCCUUGCUAGAUAUUCAAGAAGAUGGUUAUAUGACCGAUAUUAAUGAAGAGAUACUCAAUAAGUCGGAGUUUAGUAACAAGGUCGUACCUGUUUCAGGGGACGAGCUAACUGAAGGUUUGGAGACGUAUAGGAAGAGCAUCGACCAAUCAUUCAGAAGUAAGAGUGCUGUAAUUUUGGAGCCACCACUGGGGAGCUACGCUUCUUUUCUCAAAGAGAAGAACGAGAAGAGAGUCCCAACUUCUGGCAACAUUCGAGUAAAGAAACGUUCUAACAGCAGCAUUCCAACCUUGGGAAAGCAUGGAGCACUGAUUAAUGGCUCCCCGGAAGGAAUGUCUAGGUAACAUCAUAGGUUUAUUGUGUUGUUUUCUCUCUCGCACUUGAUGCAGUUGAAGCAUCGCUUCUUGCAUCCCGUGAGACCUUAAUUCCUUGUUUCGUAUUUGACUUUGCCUAGCAACUGUGUCUUUGUUUUUUUAGCUUUGGUUAAACUACCCGAAAGAGGUAUUACCUCUGUGUAUAGAAAGUGCAUCUGCAUAAAUUAUGCCAGAGGGAAUGCCUGUUUUAUUGUGUGUCAUUGUGCAUUGUGCACUAAUUAGUAGAUUUCCAAGCUUACUGUA